GGGUGGCGCGUGCGGCUUCUUGCUGCAGAGCGCCUCGGUUCUUCUAGCGAAGGAAAGUGGUCUCUCCUGCGGUGGCUUCUUCACCUGGGCUGCUUUCCCGAAGAAAAGGCGAGGGGACUGCUCAAGCCGAGGCCGGCGAUGACUGAUCCAGCGCAGCCAGGUGCCCCAGGGGCAGAAGGAGAAAAUGCUGGGGGAGCCCCAGGACAACCUCCAAAUUUGACCAGUAAUCGUCGCCUGCAGCAGACUCAAGCACAGGUGGAAGAAGUGGUGGAUAUUAUGCGUGUGAAUGUGGACAAAGUCUUGGAGAGAGAUCAGAAACUGUCGGAACUAGAUGAACGAGCAGAUGCCCUCCAAGCCGGUGCCCAAGUAUUUGAAAGCAGUGCAGCGGCACUCAAGAGGAAGUAUUGGUGGAAGAACUGCAAGAUGAUGAUCAUGCUGGGAGUGAUCUGUGCCAUUGUGGUGAUUGCAAUUGCCCUCUACUUUUUUACCUGAGAAUGUGCUUCCCUUCCCCUUUCCCCUUCUCCAGUCUGCAGCCUCCUUUCCCCUAUAGCCCUUUCCUGUCCUGAUUUCAUCUUCUCUUUUGUUUUUCCUGUCAUUCUGGCUUUGACAUCUGUUUCCUUAAGUUACGGUUCAAUGCACUGUUUGCAGCUUUGAGUUGGACCCCUUCACAAAUGGUGCAGCCUUUGAGCAGGCCUUUUGAAGGGUGGCAUUGGGCCUAGUGAAGGAAAGGGAUAUAUAUAAAGGGAGGGGUAUAUGGGAAAGUGGGGGGCAUGGGCUGGGGUGUUGUGUUUGGUGAUACAUUCAGGUUUCGCUUGUUGCUUGUGGUAUAUUGCAGGUGUCCUUUCCCCUUAUGACUCUAUUUCAAAGCAUCCUCUUGGGCUAUGAGCAGUCUUCGUGACAUAUCCACAGAAUUAGGUGGUAGGAGAGAAGACGAUUCAAGUAUGUGAUACCAUAAUUAGUCUAGUGUUCUCUUCGUUUCCAAUAUAAGUUCAUGCUAAAUCAGUGGUUCUCAACUUGUGGGUCCCCAGGUGUUUUGGCCUUCAACUCCCAGAAAUCCUAACAGCUGGUAAACUGAUUUCUGGGAGUUGUAGACCAAAACCGAGGACCCACAGAUUGAAAACCAUUGUACUAGAUUCUCUGAUUGCAGAAGUUUUCGUCUUACGAAGACCAUCAUUUUUCCUGUACUAUUUCCGAGGUACAUCCUGGCCUCACCAACGCAGUGUAAAUGAUACUGGUUGAUUCGUUUCCCUUGGCUCCAAAGCAGGUAGAUUGUUACCAACAUUCAUAGUAUUGUCAUAGUCUAAAUCAGUAGUGAUCUCAAAACUGCAUACAUCUUUGCUCUUCUAUAGCUGUGUGGCUUGCUUAACUACUCAGGUAGCUUAUUGAGAGUCCACUACUCAGUUAGCAAGUCCCGUGCUGCUUGCUUUUUGGCUGAAUAGGAAAUGCGGCCACUUAAAAGUAGCAAUGUGUCCAGGACUUGUUACUCUGCACAUGCUGUUGUAGGAGGACAUCUUUUCAAGGCAGUUGUGCUGCAUAAGGACAGGUCUAAAAUUGAAGCAGUUUCUUGGAUGGAGACAGCAAUGCAGUAUAUGUGGAAAUUGACUAAGUUCUGAUUUUCAUGUUCUUUUGGGUCACCACUUGAUAAUAUUGGUGAGCAUGCAUGUUUGAGCUCGUGCCCAGUGGCCAGCUAACAUGAUCUGCUUAAUGAAAGUCGAAGGCUUUCAUGGCCGGAAUCACUGGGUUGUUGUGAGUUUUCUGGGCUGUAUGGUCAUAUUCCAGAAGCAUUCCCUCCUGACGUUUCACCCACAUCUA
This is a messenger RNA of Anolis sagrei ordinatus, 1812 nucleotides long. It is a transcript of the gene VAMP1, whose product is annotated as vesicle associated membrane protein 1. The record is from RefSeq and is a predicted model, not a curated record. Gene Ontology annotation, biological process: vesicle-mediated transport; vesicle fusion; SNARE complex assembly. Gene Ontology annotation, cellular component: SNARE complex; plasma membrane. Lineage: Eukaryota; Metazoa; Chordata; Lepidosauria; Squamata; Anolidae. Gene Ontology annotation, molecular function: syntaxin binding; SNAP receptor activity.